AUGGCCAAAGACAGACUCACAAAAUUAGGUGAAACUGUCUACUUCAAAUCAGAAAAGGCUAAUGGAGAAUUUCUGGCUUUGACAUAUGGCGCUUUAGUCGCGCAAAUUGUCAAAGACAAUAUUUCUGUGGACGGGGUCAAUCAAAAGCUGUUCAAAAUUGGGCAAAAUAUAGGCUCGAGAUUAAUCGACGAAUACUUAUCUAAGGCCGGUUCCUUCUCAUGCAAAUCAUUUAAAGAAAGUGUCGAAGCAAUUGCUAAGGUUGGGUUCAAGAUGUUUUUAGGUAUUAACGCAAAUUCUGAAGUUGUGGAUGAGGAGAAAAAUUUGUAUCACAUUACAUUUGAAGAUAAUCCACUGGAAAUGUUUAUUGAAAUGUCGGAUUCGCUCGGUGAUUUGGAGUAUUCGAACGUCAUUUGCGGCACAAUAGCAGGGGCAUUGGAACAGAUCCGAAUGCGAGUGGACUGUAAAUUUGUCAGAUACCCAAUCAAGAAAGAUCAAAAAUACACUAUUUCAAUACAAUUACAGGAGAUAAUCAGGGACGAUGCCUCUGACUAA
This is a messenger RNA of Babesia microti strain RI, 552 nucleotides long. RefSeq names its product Trafficking protein particle complex subunit 3. Gene Ontology annotation, cellular component: cytosol; cis-Golgi network membrane; TRAPP complex. Gene Ontology annotation, biological process: endoplasmic reticulum to Golgi vesicle-mediated transport; intra-Golgi vesicle-mediated transport. NCBI's taxonomy places the organism in Eukaryota, Apicomplexa, Aconoidasida, Piroplasmida, Babesiidae. The transcript has 5 exons. The record is from RefSeq and is a predicted model, not a curated record. The coding region runs from base 1 to 552 and encodes 183 amino acids.